GAGAACAGCGAUCUGAGUGAGGAGGUGCAGAGUUCCUCUCCUCUCUCCUUCCCUUUCUUCCUCCUCCUCUCUCUCUCUCUCUCCCUCUCUGCGGCGCAGAGCUGGAAAAGAGCCGACAGUAUUUACUUUUAUUUCUUAUUUUUUUAUUAUUUGUGUUUCGGACGUCGCUGGCAGACGGGGGACUGGAGCCCUUCAGUGCGCUGUGCGGCUCAUUCAGCUUAUUUAUGGUAUCUGAGAACUUUUUCUUUCGGCGGACGGACUUCACAUUUGUGCACUGACUUGUUUUUUUCUACCUCUGCCUUCUGAUUUUUUGUUUUGUUUGAUUGUUUUUCUUCAGUCGUCUGGCAAAGGAGGAGAACUUGCAAAACUUGUGCUGUCUGUGCAGAUCUCUGCGUUUGUAGUUUUUGUGCAGUCUGGUCUACCUCUUGAUUUAUUUCACUUGCAUUUUUUUGUGCAGAAGAGAGAAAAAAAAAAACCUGCAUGUGAGCAGAGCAUGUACAUUGCAAAAUCCUUUGCUGUGUAUUAACAAAAUAAGGUUUUGCAUUUUUCUUGCUUAUAAACCAAGUGUUGCUGCAUGCUACACCGCCCGAGGACUUACACAAACUCCUGCAAAGAAGAAAAUUAGAAGCGGUGUGUUUUCCAAACCGCGCUGCACUCUUUGACGAUCUCGAUCGACAGCAGCCGCAGGGACGCGAUGAGCUCCGCCGAGCUGCCGACGAGCCCGCUCGGACUGGACUACGUGAACGAUUUUGACCUUCUGAAAUUCGACGUGAAGAAAGAGGCGCUCGCCGCCGGGCUCGACGCUGUGAACCGCCGGUGCGUGCAGCCUCAAGGCUCGGUGUCGUCUACCCCACUGAGCACGCCGUGCAGCUCGGUGCCGUCCUCGCCUAGCUUUAGCCCCUCCGAGCACAAGAACCUGGAGGAGCUGUACUGGAUGCCCGGCGGUGGCUACCCACAGCACGUGGACCCUCACGCGCUGGGCCUUACUCCCGAAGAUGCCGUCGAGGCCCUGAUCGGGCAUGCUCCGCCGCCUCACGUUCAACAGCAGCAGCUCCAACAGCAAGGUUUCGAGGGUUACCGGGCCAUACAGCACCAUCACGCCCAGCAGGCGCAUCCUCAUCAGCACCAUCAUCCCCAGUACACCGGGCUGCACACGGACGACCUGCACGCCCACAACCACCCUCACCAGCAACACCAUCAGCACCAAGACCCAGACAGCCCAUCUCCGAGCUCGCCGCAGCUCCAUCAUCGCCAUCACGCUCCACACAACCAUCAUCACGCCCAUCAUCAUCACCAUGAAGCGCACGGCCAUGAGGGUCAGCCCGGGCACCACCACGGCAGCGGCGCCGGCCUGACCGUCGAGGAGCGCUUCUCCGAGGACCAGCUGGUCUCCAUGUCGGUCCGCGAGCUCAACCGGCACCUCCGAGGCUUCACCAAGGACGAGGUGGUGCGCCUGAAGCAGAAGCGCCGCACCCUCAAGAACCGCGGCUAUGCCCAGUCCUGCCGCUUCAAGCGCGUCCAGCAGAAGCACGUGCUCGAGAGCGAGAAGACGCAGCUUCUCAACCAGGUCGAGCAGCUCAAGCAGGAGAUCGGGCGGCUGGCACGUGAGCGCGACGCCUACAAACUCAAGUGCGAGAAGCUGACCUCGGUGGCGGGCCCGAGCGCCGCCACGGGGUUCCGCAAGGCCGGAUCCACCAGUGACAAUCCGUCCUCGCCCGAAUUCUUCAUGUGAGUCCGGUUUCAAUCUGCUCUUUGCUGAAGAGACUUUACUAAUCGACAUUGUAUUACAGACGCUACUACUACUAAUAAUAAGAUAAUAACAGCUGUAUUCUGCAUAUUAGCAAAAUAACCCAAAUAAUAACCGAGUUAUCAGAAAUAUCCAAAAAAAAACGACAGCGGCACCUGAAUACAAAGAGGUUUUUUUAUUUGUUUCUUUGUUUCUUUGUUUUUUUUCAGGUGUUUGUUUUGGUUAUGAAUUAAAACUUCACAGCGUAGAUGCUUUUAUAUCCUUAUUUGUACUUUUAUUUUUUUUAAGCAAAUCAGGGAGACGAAACGUGUGUGUAAAAGUCUCCCGGCUUUAGAAAACGUUACGUUUCAGCUCUUCAAUCAGGAGGCAGCAUUUUUGUUUUAAUUGCUUUGUGUUCAAAACUAAAGCUACAGAUUUUUAUUAAAUUUAUUAAAUAUUUUACAAAUAGACAGAAAUAAAUCCUUAAAAAAUUACAGAUCAUAAAAGCUUUGGUUAAUAAUUUUUAUAAAAUAUUAUGGAUCUAAAAUGAUUGAUAGUCUUUUUGUUAAACUCAGACCUUUAAGUUCAAUCUAAUUAUCAGAAGUGGAUUUUUUUUAAUUAUUAUUAUUAUUAUUUGUUAAGUACACACGCUCAUGGUGGCUGUACGUUCAGGAUUUUUUGGAUGACUUUAAAAGUAGUUUGUCAUUUUUUAUAGCUGAUUUUAUUCUUUGUUUCUUUCUUUUUUUUGCUGCAUCUGUUAUUGCUGAUUCUUGAGUAAGAACAAAACACACUUCUUUUCUUUAGCCCUGUUUAUUUUCCUUCUUAAUAUCUGGCGAAUCUGAACGACACUUCAGGACUUUUCUUAUUUCUUAUUUUCUUUCUAUUUUUUCAUGCUGUGAUUUAUUUUCUUUGUCUUUUUGCUCGGGUAGCAUCAACGUUUUCCGGUGAACUCGUUCAAUCUUAUGCAGCCGUUCAGGACAAACCAGAGUCUUUUUAUUACUCAGUACUGGAGGACACAGGGGAGAAACUUUGGACUCUUUUUUCCCUCUUGUGUCUCCGACGUGAGAGCGAGCGUAUGCAAAACUUUUAUGCAACAUCUCGUCGGUUUUAUUGCCUGCUUGGUUCUAUACAGAUAGAUAUUACUGCAUUAUAAUAUUAAUCCUGCAUGCUGGACAUGUACGUUCUGUCCUGACCUGCCCUUUGGGCGCUGACUCCUGCACAAAUGCAGCUAAGCGUGUGUGUGUUCAGUAAAAGGAGAUCUUUGACCUCUGGUGUGGAGUGAGGCCGCUGUGGGAACGCAAAAACACCCGAACCCUUUCAUUACUGAACGUUUAUUAUGCAAAUAUGUUUACAGUAAGGAGAGGAAUUUGCUCCUGAGAAGAGGGCGUGUCUAUAUUCUUAGAUCCCUUCAAAUGCUUCUACUGAGGCGCCUUAUUUCUGAGUGAUGAUCUGACUGAAUGACGAGGGAGCGUCCGACGCCUCCUCAGCGCUGAAGAUCAAUCCCAGCAUUCAGUGCGGCACAACUUCUCUCACAAAAAACUACAAACGUGGCGGACAGAUAAAUGCGGAGCAACCAACGGAGUUCAAUUCAAUUUAUAAUGUAAAUAAAUUCUCAUUGAUGUUUAAUCUGUAUA
This is a messenger RNA of Trichomycterus rosablanca, 3360 nucleotides long. It is a transcript of the gene mafba, whose product is annotated as MAF bZIP transcription factor Ba. The record is from RefSeq and is a predicted model, not a curated record. Gene Ontology annotation, biological process: regulation of transcription by RNA polymerase II. Gene Ontology annotation, cellular component: nucleus. Bases 695 to 1732 code for a protein of 345 amino acids. Gene Ontology annotation, molecular function: DNA-binding transcription factor activity, RNA polymerase II-specific; RNA polymerase II cis-regulatory region sequence-specific DNA binding. The transcript is spliced from 2 exons. NCBI's taxonomy places the organism in Eukaryota, Metazoa, Chordata, Actinopteri, Siluriformes, Trichomycteridae.